This is a messenger RNA of Fusarium falciforme, 1617 nucleotides long. Its product is annotated as MFS domain-containing protein. The coding region runs from base 1 to 1617 and encodes 538 amino acids. Gene Ontology annotation, cellular component: membrane. Gene Ontology annotation, molecular function: carbohydrate:proton symporter activity. The record is from RefSeq and is a predicted model, not a curated record. Gene Ontology annotation, biological process: transmembrane transport; carbohydrate transport. The transcript is spliced from 2 exons. Lineage: Eukaryota; Fungi; Ascomycota; Sordariomycetes; Hypocreales; Nectriaceae.
AUGGCGACUGACAACGCUUCUUCUAUCAAGGCCAAAGAGGAGUGGUCGGAGCAAUCGCAGUCCCGCGCUGAGCUCGCUGCCCGCUACUCAUCCUUUGAGAAGAACCUCACGGUCAGGCAAGCUAUUAAGCUCUACUGGCGGGCUAUCCUCUGGAUCUGCUACUGCCAGCUCACCAUCAUCGGCUACGGCAUCGAUGGCGUCGUGGCCGGGGCCCUCACGUCGACGCCCAAGUUCCGAGAGGACUACGGCGAACCAUUUGACACGGGAACCAGCGUUAGCCACAUCAUCAGCGCCGACUGGCUCUCCAUCUGGGCGGGCGUUUCCCAGAUCACGGCCAUCAUCGGCGGCUUCAGCGUCGGGUACCUGGCAGACAAGGUCGGGAGGAAGUGGUCCCAGGUCAUCUUCGCCGUCAACGCUAUGGCGGGUGUGGCUCUCCAGUAUGCAUCCUUUGGGUCCAUGCCCCUCAUCACCGUCGGCAAGGGCAUCAACGGCUUCUCCAUCGGCGCGUGGAUCGUCCUCGCGCCCCUGUACGCCUCCGAGGUGGCGCCCCUCCCGCUGCGAGGCUGGCUGACGGCCAUGACAAACUUCUUCCUCUUUUGCGGCCUCUUGACCUUCAACGGCGUCAUCUACGAGCUCGGACCUCUAGACUCUAUCCUCGCGUACAGGCUCCCCCUGGCUCUGCAGUGGGCUGUCCCUGCGCUCAUGCUGCUCACCGUCUGGGCCUGGCCCGAGUCUCCAACUUAUCUCAUCCGAUGGGGGAAGCGCGACAAGGCCCUGAAGGCUAUGAGGAAGCUCUACGGGCCCGACGGUAUCAUCGACCACUCAGGCCUGUACGCGCAGAUCGAGGAGACACUCGACCACGAACGCCAGGGCUCCGUCGACAGCCGGGGAUACAUGGAAUGCUUCAGCAGGGAGAACAGAAAGCGAACCUUUAUCGCCGUCUUUGCCUUCACCAUGGUCCAGGCGUCGGGCGGCAUUUUUGUCCUAGGCUACCAGUCGUACUACUACCAGCUGAUUGGGUACGAGACCAAGGCGUCUUUUCUCUUGAGCAUGAUGUGCAACCUUGUCAUGUUCGUCGGCACGGUUCUCUCAUGGUUUCUGCUUGAUCGCGCAGGACGCCGGCCAAUGUUUGUCUGGGGCGAGCUGGUCACGGCUUGCUGUCUCUUUGUCGUCGGGGGCUGUUCCAUCGACGGGAGCAUAGCCUCGUACAAGGCUGCUGUGGCCUUUAUCUUUGUCUGGGCUUUCUUCUUCCAGCUGACCAUUGGCACCAUCGGCUUCACCAUUGUCGCCGAGGUUCCCGCGCUCCGUCUUCGGUCGCGAACACAGGCCUUGGCAAACAUCUCGCUGUCUCUCAUCCAGUGGGUCAUCGGAUUUACUUUUCCAUACCUCUUCAACCCCGAUGCCGCCAAUCUCGGUGGCAGAGUCGGAUUCAUCUACGGAGGACUUACGUUUCUCGGGUUUCUACUUGGAUAUAUUUACAUUCCCGAGACGCGAAAGAGAGGCGUUGACGAGCUGGAUGUACUGUUCAGGGAAGGGGUGAAGCCAAGACACUUUUCAAAGGCAAAUAUCCAGGUUAACGGAGGGAACCUUGAGCUCAUGAAGGAUGCUUCUGACUAG